Nicotiana tabacum (common tobacco) is the source of this 624-nucleotide messenger RNA. The record is from RefSeq and is a predicted model, not a curated record. Lineage: Eukaryota; Viridiplantae; Streptophyta; Magnoliopsida; Solanales; Solanaceae.
AUGAUAAUAACAGGAAACAAUGAAGAUAAAGUUGCUAGGCUUCAAGAUGAGCUUUCCAUAAUAUUUGACAUCAAAAAGUUGGGAGAGCUACAUUAUUUUCUUGGCUUAGAGAUGACAAACAUGAACAAAGGGAUCUUUGUCACUCAAGAAGGAUAUGCCAAAAAACUUGUUGACAGGCCAAGCAUUGCCUUCUCGGUGGGAUAUGUCAGCAAAUUUAUGCAAAGGCCAAGAAAGCCUCACUUAGAAGCUGCAAAUAGGAUUCUAAAAUAUAUCAACUCAACAUCAGAUAUGAGCUUGUUCUUCCAGAAGAAGAAUGAUUUGGUGUUAGCUGAUUAUACAGAUGCUGAUUUUGGUGGUGAUUCGGAUGAUCGAAGAUCUACAUCGGGCUAUAUUUUUCUCUGUGGUGGAACAAGUGUUUCUUGGUGUAGCCAGAAGCAAGACUCAGUUUCCUUUUCAACCACGGAUGUAGAGUAUAAAGCAGCCGCUCUUACUGCUCAAGAAUGUAGAUACAACUUCAAGUCUGUCCAAGUGAAUUUUCUGGAUAAAGUCUGUGUAAAUGGAGAAAUUUUGCCUCCUAAUCUUGCAGUUCGUGAACCAGUCCGCCGAUAUAUCAGGAGUCUGUAA